Messenger RNA from Suillus discolor, 1289 nucleotides. RefSeq lists its product as uncharacterized. Gene Ontology annotation, biological process: mitochondrion distribution. The record is from RefSeq and is a predicted model, not a curated record. The annotation marks the transcript as partial. The transcript has 11 exons. Gene Ontology annotation, cellular component: cytoplasm. Lineage: Eukaryota; Fungi; Basidiomycota; Agaricomycetes; Boletales; Suillaceae.
CAAUGCUUUCAUGCCAACAAUCAUGUACGUGUGAUUAUUGUAAACCACGACCUUUCGUUCGAAGAGGGAUGGAGUCCUCAGAAUCAACCAACUCUUUGUCCGCGCCUGUUGAUAUUCGACCAGAAUGUGAUUAUAACUAUACGAACUGAUACUUUGCAGGCAAGGAAGGUAGUUUGCGAGACACAAGAUCCGAUUCCUCAAAGCGAAUAUCAUGCUCAUCUUGAAGGUGAAAUAGAAGAAAGUGAUUUCAAACGCACAGGCCCAAAUAUCAGAUACUGGUCAGAUUAUAGUCACGUUUUCCGAGUCUUCGAUCAGAAAUCCAUACAGGUCAUCCCUGAUGCACUGGAAAGUAUCAAGGCUGGGUGGAGUGAUACAGAGCUCAUGGAAGGGGCAUUUCGUCUGCUCGUCGAGAACUGCGAUAACUUCCAGGGCUUGCAAAUGGUGCACGAUACACCCUCUUUCGGGUGGGGCGGGGGGGGUUCUCAUGCUUUCCUGACUUCCUUCCGUGACGAGUUUCUCAAAGCUUUUAUGCUAAACUUUAGUUUCUCUUCGGGCACAGACCCGAAUCAUGGUGGCAUCAAUAAUAUAAUUAUAAACGAUGCAUUAUGCUUGCAAAGCCUCCAUCAGCUUUCGGAUAUCACUUUCCCAAUACUACAUCUGUCUCGAUGGUCUACUUUGGAAAGUAGUAAUCUAUUGCAGGGACUUGCAUAUAUUUUGUAUCAUACGUCUGGAGUCAUCUCGUCGCUGGUAGAGACUGCAAUGGUGCCACUGAGACAUAGAGGCAGUCAGGAGAACAUUGUAAUGAUCGCUGACCACUUGAACUGGCAAAGAGAAAGAAUGUUCACUGAUCUGUCUGGCAACUUCUUGACUAGUUUGUCAAACAAGGACAAGCAUGUAGUUUUUGCGAGGCGAAACGUAACUCAAGGGUUGCAGGAUCAAGACCUGGCAGCAGUCGAUGCAUGGUGUAACUUGUCAUCGCUACAGGAACCCCUGGAUUCCAGCAUUCAUGUACCUGCUUAUCCCAUGCCAACAUUUUUUCUGUCCAUAUUCCAGUGCACUAGACUAACAUCGAUUAGGAUGGCUUCAUCGCUUGUUCCAGCACCUUCUACAUCAAUCCCGCUUAUGGGGUAUGCUAGGUUUGUGGAACAGACUGCAAUGAGGAGAAGGAGUGAUGGUGUGCUUAGGAGCAUGGGCUUGGAGAGCGACAACAUGAAAGAGCUUGCUAGUGCAUUGAUGGAGUCGUCAAUGGGCACAGGAAUGACAGGUGGAUGAAGGGAAUGACUGAGAAC